Messenger RNA from Trypanosoma theileri, 951 nucleotides. Its product is annotated as RNA-binding protein. Gene Ontology annotation, molecular function: mRNA 3'-UTR binding; poly(U) RNA binding; poly(A) binding. The record is from RefSeq and is a predicted model, not a curated record. Bases 1 to 951 code for a protein of 316 amino acids. Lineage: Eukaryota; Euglenozoa; Kinetoplastea; Trypanosomatida; Trypanosomatidae. Gene Ontology annotation, cellular component: ribonucleoprotein complex; nucleus; cytosol. The transcript has a single exon.
AUGCCUUAUCAGAACCUUUUUGUGGCUAAACUCCCACGCAAUGUGAAUGAUGCCGAUCUAGAGCAGAUCUUCGCCGAGUAUUUCCCAAUCAGUGCCAAGGUGAUGUUGGAUGCCGCCACUGGAAAGAGUAAAGGCUUUGGCUUUGUACUCUUCAAGACCGAAGAGGAAGGACGUAAGGCGUAUGAAGGAAUGAACCGUCGACAAGCCGUCACGCAAGGCCACCGCUUUCAUCUCUGCGUGUUUCCCUCGCAGCACUCCGGGCGAUCCGCCUUCUACGCCUCCAACGCGCUCUACAUUCGCAACAUCCCCGUGAGUGUUCCGCAGCAUCAGGUGGAGCAGUUCCUCGCGUCCUUCGGCACGCUCUUGUACUGUGCGAUGCGUGAGGACCACUACGGCAGCCCCGUGUGGGUCGUCUACGCGGAGUACGACUGCCUCGACUGCUCCGCCAACGCCCUGCGGAAGCUGCACGGGAAGAAUUGUUACUUCAACGGCGCCUCCGCCAUCAUGGCGAAGUACGCCGACAGCGAGGAGACAAAACAGGAGCGGCGGCGGCGGCGCGAGGAGGGAAAGUCGGCGCCCGCCACCGCCCCCGCCCCCCGCAGUGCGUGUGUGUUCCCGCCGCCACCCCAACAACACACCGCGCAGCAGCAGCCGGAGCCCAUAAAGACAAACAAACGAACAACAACAACAACUCCAGCGGCCGCAGCGACGGCAGUGACAACGGCAGCGGCGGUUCUUCCAGUCGAUUCGGCGGUGUGGUUGCGGGACACGCGGAAGAGCAGCACGCCGGAUAGCAAUGAGAACAACUACAGUUUCGGCAUGGAGGGCGUGGAGACCGGCGGACGCAAAAGUCCUGCAGUGGUGUAUCGCCACAAUCCCUACUCUCUCGCUCAUCUCGAGAAGACAGUGGUGAAUCAACCUGUUCGAGGACCACGAAAUCUCGUUGCCUGA